Molecule: messenger RNA, 678 nt
Organism: Gongylonema pulchrum
Lineage: Eukaryota; Metazoa; Nematoda; Chromadorea; Rhabditida; Gongylonematidae
Source: the annotation of a GenBank genome assembly
GUCGUAAGUGGUGAGGCUGUGAAACGAAAUCGUUCAGAUACGGAUCCCCUUCACAUAGUUGGUGAUUUUGAUGCCAAGCACGACUACCCGUUACCGUCGGCGGUUUUACUUCGUCGGCGUUUUUCAUCACAGCGCCAGAAUAAUCUGUCCACAUCAAGUAGUGGUACCACUGGGACAGGCUGUCUCAACACCACAUGCUCUUCGACGGAUUCCUCACUCGAUACAUCUAAUUUCUCCGCUGAUUACGUGAGGUCGGCUUUGUCCAUAGAUACUCCAAGAAAGAGCAGUAUGGCAGGUGUGACAGCUGCAUCAUCGCUUCCUCGGUUUUCGGUGACUUGUGAGCCGGACAUGACUGGAGGUAUCUCGUCCGAGAAAAAGGAGUUAUCACCAGUGGAUGAGUCACGAUCGGUUUCAUCUCAUGUCGUUUUGCGCAAUUCCGAUCGAAAUGAAGGAUCAGUGUGUGAGUCGGAGCGUGUUCUGCAGCUUGAAAUCCCGAAGCAUUCCUCACCGUUGCUCGUUCAGCAGUCUCCCGGUGGUUCGGUUUCGAGUGCAUCAUCAGCUGAUGGCGCAUCUUCAAAUUCAGUGAUGAAUCCGGCUCAGAUUACCGACCAAAACUUCCUGAAAGCGCCGUUGAUUAUCAAGUGGGCUUCAAAUGCUGGGCUUUCUUCUUGGCUUUGA